CAUACCAUCUGGCUGCCCAGGCCGAAAAAGUCUCAGUCGAUUCUCGUUAGCGGACGGUGAAGGUUACCUGCUUCAACAGUGCUUGAACGGCAACCUUUCAACUGUCUUCAAACCCUAAUAAUCGCUCUGAUCACUCGUAACAUCAUCGAUAACAAUCAAAUCCAAUUUUAAUCACCUUCAAACAUCCGCUAGCUCAGUUAUCCCGAACACGUUUAGCUCGCCACCUAGCUAACCGUUUGUUUUGCUAACAGCCUCUCGACCUCCUCACGAGAAGACCCGCAACUGAGAUAAGAAUCAUGAGUUCCCAGGUGAGACAGAACUUCCACCAGGACUGCGAGGCGGCAAUCAACAGGCAGAUCAACCUGGAGCUGUACGCCUCCUACGUCUACUUGUCUAUGGGAUACUACUUUGACCGUGAUGACCAGGCAUUGCACAACUUUGCCAAGUUCUUCCGUGAUCAGUCUCACGAGGAGCGCGAGCAUGCAGAGAAGCUGAUGAAACUACAGAACCAGAGGGGGGGAAGGAUCUUCCUUCAAGAUGUCAAGAAGCCAGAGAGGGAUGAGUGGGGCAGCGGUGUUGAGGCGCUUGAAUGUGCCCUGCAGCUGGAGAAGAGCGUGAACCAGUCGCUGCUCGACCUGCACAAGCUCUGCGCUGAUCACAAUGACCCACAUUUGUGCGAUUUCAUCGAGACACACUACCUGGACGAGCAGGUGAAGUCCAUCAAAGAGCUGGCAGACUGGGUGACCAACCUGCGCCGCAUGGGAGCUCCUCAGAACGGCAUGGCCGAGUACCUGUUUGACAAACACACCCUGGGCAAAGAAAGCAGCUAAAUCCCUCCAUAUCACCUUUACUAAAGCUUUCUAUAUAUGUAUAUUUGUAUCUUGCUUUCAAAUGUUUGACAAACAUAAAGCCAUCUGCAUGGAUACCCGCUAGUCAUUUAAACCUCCUACAUUACUCAUGAAGUUAUUGCCAUUCCCUCCACAUCACAGUUCAGUAGUCCCCUUUUUCCUGAGCUGUGAGCGAUUACAUUCAAAGCCCACUCUUGUAUCUUGCACUAUCUGCUGUCAGCUUUGCCCCUGUCGUUACCAUGUAUUUGCUGUGUUUUAUGCCAGGAGCUGUUAAUCAAACCCAAUAAAACGAACCCUCUGGAUUCUGA
This is a messenger RNA of Plectropomus leopardus (leopard coralgrouper), 1156 nucleotides long. RefSeq names its product ferritin, heavy subunit. Lineage: Eukaryota; Metazoa; Chordata; Actinopteri; Perciformes; Serranidae. Gene Ontology annotation, cellular component: cytoplasm. Gene Ontology annotation, molecular function: ferric iron binding; ferrous iron binding. Gene Ontology annotation, biological process: intracellular iron ion homeostasis; iron ion transport. The record is from RefSeq and is a predicted model, not a curated record.